Molecule: messenger RNA, 1578 nt
Organism: Pochonia chlamydosporia 170
Lineage: Eukaryota; Fungi; Ascomycota; Sordariomycetes; Hypocreales; Clavicipitaceae
Product: dipeptidase domain-containing protein
Exons: 1
Coding region: 1-1578 (525 amino acids)
Biological process (GO): proteolysis
Molecular function (GO): dipeptidase activity; cysteine-type exopeptidase activity
Source: RefSeq, a predicted model, not a curated record
AUGAAGCUUCAUCUUGUCAUCCUGGCGCCGUUUGUUCCGCAAUCCUUGGCGAGUUAUGCUUUCUACGUCGGCAAGAAUCUCACACAGCAUGGCAGCGUCAUGGUCGGAGGCACAGGUGAAGAGGUAUCAAGCCACUGGCUGCAAUUAUUCCCUGCAAAGAACCACACCCUGAAUGAGACCGUCACCGUGGGUGUGACGGAUAAGGCAACUAUCCCUGGAGAGUUGAUACGCAUACCGCAAGUGAGCCAUACUUUUCGGUACCUUAGCAUGGAAUAUUCGGACUAUGAAGGGUUCCCUGCGCCAUUGACCAACGGAGGCUUGAAUGAGAAGGGAGUUGCAGUCAGGGAUGUGUGGGCAAGCAACCGCGAUGAAUUGAUUAACAUGACGCCAACGCCGCAACACGGCGUGCAGUACAGUGACAUGGCCAGGUUGAUCAUGGAGCGGGCAAGCUCAGCUCGGGAAGGCGUCGAACUGAUUCGAGACCUCAUCAAGAACCACGGUGAGGCAACCUACGGCGGCAACACACACCUUAUAGCCGACAAGGACGAAGGCUGGGUCGUUUGGGAAUUUGCUGGCGGCAAGGGUCUCUGGGCCGCAGAGAGACUGAACGCGUCUGAAGUUCGAGUCUUGUACCCAGGCUACAUCGAAGACUUUCCCGUAGAUUUCGCCCACAGCUCCGACUACAUGGGCUCUGAAAACCUCGUCGAAUUUGCUAUCCAACAAGGAUGGUGGGAUCCCAAGUCUGGUGAACCAUUCAAUAUCUUCAAGGUCUACGGUCCCCAGGGACCGGAGUACAAAGCUCGAGACGGAGGAUUCAAGUACAUGUCGCAAGCAGCGUUGGAGGACGCCACGCUCGCAAUGGCCCCCGUCUCAGAAGCAGAUCUCAUGAAACGAGUCCGUGACCACCGCAUUUCUGAUGACGAGGCAGGCUACGGCCAGGUUGUCUCCCUACAUGAGGGCAAAGACCCCGACCUGUUGAGAAUCUGGAUUGCUCCCACGGGGUCCAUCGCUGCACCGUUUGUCCCAUGGUGGCUUGGUGGACAAUCCAUUCCUCCCGAGUUCGGUGAACAUCGGUAUCUCACCACUGGAGCAUCAAGCAGUUUCCUAACCCCAGAUUUCGAACUCCAGGAAGCAUCUCAGUUUGCCGGGCGCAUCUUCAAACGCGUCCUGUACUACAUGUGUUCUGCGCCGGCACAGUUCCUCCCCAUAGUCACGGAUAUGCUGACCUCGUUCGAGAACCAGUCUAUCACGGACCUUGCGUGGGUAGAAAAGAGCGCAAAGGCACUUAUAGAUGGUGGUGAUAGGGAUUCAGCAAGAAAGCUACUGACAUACUACUCGAAUUCCAGGGCAGCCAAGGCUCUCGAAAUGGGCGGCGCCAUGAAUACUGCGCUGGACGGGUAUAUAAAGUUGAAAGGAAUGUGGAAAGAUCCUGUCGGCAAGGAGAUUAAUGAUGCUGGAGAGGGAGCCGAAACCGUGAAUUGCCUGAUUGGAUUUGAUCCUGAUCAGCCGGCAGAUAAACAGAAGCCCAUCAAGUCGACGAGGAGGAGUAGUAGAUUCGUAUCUCAGCGGAUGCGUUAA